UAACCCUAAACGGAGAGACACUCGCUUCUCUUUCCCUUUUCUUCUUCUUCUCUGCUUCACUCUCUCGCCUCUCUUUCCUUUUUUUCUUCUUUUUCUUACGAUCACGACCACCAGCAGAAUCACCAUAAAUCACUGAUUACUUCAAUUUCUUUGGAAAGUGGUAAAGUUGUUCCUAAUCAGAUUGUUUUGGGAAUAAAUUGAGAAGAUGUUGUUAGGGUUUAUUACAUAAGGGGUUUAAUCGGAAGGUUGUAAAAUCAGAAAGAGGGGUUUCAUGAUUUCGUGUAAUGGCUAAAUUAUACUCAAUUGUGAUUUCUAUUUUUUUAUAAGAAAAUCUAUAAUUGAAAUACAUUUGUUUGUUUUUUGGAGCUGUGUGAAUUGUGAAGUUUUAGAUCGAGAAUUGUGAAGGAUUGAGUUUAUGUAGAUUGAAUUGCCAUGGGGGGUUUUAGAAUUGGAAGAAGAGAGAAGAACUGGUUGGAUUUGUUUGAGCAGGAGAUGAAGAAUUGAUGUGAGUCUAUAAUGAAAUUUCUGUUGCUCAUAGAAGAACAUGGGUUUGAUACAUGAUUUUGAAUCUAAGAUGAAGACAGGAGAAAUUUAUGGUUUGAAUUGAUUUGUCUGUGGCAGUCGAAGGAGAUGGGUACUUGAGCUGAAAUUGAGAAGAUGGUGGUGCUAGGCUUGUGAGUUUGUUUGGCUUGAUGGGUGUUGCAGCUGCAGUAUGUAUCAAGGAAUUGGUAUUUGCAUCAGUGGUUUGAGUUGAGAACAAGCUGGAGAUGUAAAAUGGACUAGGGUCUACAGUGCGGUGAAAUAGCUGUAGUUGAGAGACAUGUUGAGCUGCAGCAAACAAUGAAGAGGAGCUCGGAUAGAUGAAUGCCUAGGUUUUAGGUACAAAUUGUAGAUGUUGUUGUUGCAGUGAUGGAGAGAAGUUGGAGCUGAAAUGUUUGAGUUACUGCUGUAGAAAUGAUGUGUUGAUGCUCAUAGUGCGGAGGUGAUGCUCAUUGUGUUGAAGUGAUGGAGACAUGUGUUGUAGCUUAUGUAUGACAGAGAAGUGUAGAUUUGUUGUUGAGCUGACAAGGAAGUGAAGUUGGUGGAAGAACAGAAUUUGCAGGGUUGUAACUGAUGAUGUUGGUAGUGACAGUGAGCUGAGAAUGGUGGCUUUACAGAGAAAUAGUUUGUUGCAGGUGGUGAUGCAAAGAAUAGGCUGUAAUGCUGAGAGGUAGCAGUUGCAGAAGCUACAUGCAGAGUUGAAAAGGAGUUGAGCAGCAAGAAUACAUAUGUUGGUGAAUGCAGGUGCUACACAGGCUUGAUGAAGCACCACUAUGGUGCACAUCAAAUUAGGUCGUGCAAUGGAACCAACUUAGACCAGUCAGUUGGCUGACUCCGAUACUCAUUUCUUAUUAAUGUUGACUGUGGGAUUUCAUAGCAAUGAUUACAGUUUGUAUUGAUUUAACUCGUUUGGUUUAGGGAGAUGAUUUGAGGGUGUACAUGUCUUUUACUAAGAUAGAUAACUGCCACCUAUGCACUAACUGAUGUCAACAGUUUUUUUGGAUGGAAAUGGUCAAAUGUGUGGCAUUAAAUAAAUUUUGAAAAAAAUGAUGGCAAUUUCUUAAACAUGAAAUUAAAAGUGUGGCACUUUAUUAAAAAUCCCUAAACUAAGGAAAUUAAGGGCGGGUUCUCUUCUAAAGUUUUCUGGUGUCAAGUGUGAUUCGUAUUUUAGUAGGGUAGGAUAGGAUAGUUUUAACACAAGUAUAUUUGGCAAUAUUACAGUAGGCAUUCAUUGUAAUGGUUGGAAUCUGAUGACUUAUGAGUGGGUUAUGAUCUGUUACUACAGUAACUUCAAUUGGGUGAUGCUCCGACAACUGUUUCUUCAGGCACAGACAAGCAAUUUCCGUUAUCAAACCCACCCUCUCCAUGAGAUAUAUAGAAAUUUGGGAAAUUUCGCCUCUGAGUCUUUCCAAUUUUUAUACAGACAAACUGACUAAAAUAAGAUUUCCGUUGAAUGUGAUUAAGGUUUUCUCAUGGGAAUUAUCAGUAAAACUGAAGUAAAUUUGAGGAGGUUGCUUGCAACAGCUCCGCAGCAGAAGAAUCAAGCAAAGCUCAUAAAUAUGUAAUUAUAUGGGUGACUCCCUUCAGAUUUGGCUGAAAUUUGGGGUAUGGCCAACUGUUGUUGUGAGUAUGUUGCUACUUUACGAGAACAAUUGGAGCAAUUGGCAGCAGAAACUACAGAGGAUGGCUUACAAAGGAUUUCGAAGGCAAAGGUGAGUGACUAUUCAGAGAAGACUGAAGCACUGGCAGCUAAACUAGCUGCAGAACCAGUAAGUCCUGUUUCGCCAGGACCCUUGGAGGCUUUUGACGGGGAUUGGGUCAAGGAAAUUCCAUCAAAGCCGGAGCUAGGAAGUCAAAUACCUUCUCCAAGAUUGCGAAGGAGGUCUCAUAAUAAAGUUGAAGAUAGAUCAGCUCCUAUCAAACUGGAUGCUGAAGCACAGGCGCAUAUUGAAAAGCAUAGAAAGCUUCAAGAAGAUUUGACGGAUGAAAUGGUUGGAUUAGCACAAAGACUUAAAGAGAGCAGUCUUAUGACACGGAAAAGGUACUUGAUUCUAUGGAAAGGGCAGUGGAGCACAGCUUGGCAAGCACUAGUAAUGCAAAUGCUCGGGCAAUGGAAAUUUAUCCCCGGACUUGCAAGACCACAUGCUUCAUGUGGCUACUAAUCUUAGUCAUGAUAUGUGUUUUCGUAAUGGUCGUACUUCUCAUUCGAUUUGACUAGUUUAUAAAACUGUAAUCUUUGUUCUCAACUUUUCCAGACUGAAAAGUAUGUUAUUCAAUGCUGCUUUAUCUA
Molecule: messenger RNA, 2830 nt
Organism: Papaver somniferum (opium poppy)
Lineage: Eukaryota; Viridiplantae; Streptophyta; Magnoliopsida; Ranunculales; Papaveraceae
Exons: 8
Coding region: 2148-2702 (184 amino acids)
Biological process (GO): retrograde vesicle-mediated transport, Golgi to endoplasmic reticulum
Cellular component (GO): endoplasmic reticulum; SNARE complex
Molecular function (GO): SNAP receptor activity
Source: RefSeq, a predicted model, not a curated record